CACGUCCUGACAGUCCACAGGGCGGAGGGGCCUCUGGCCAGGCUGCUGAUGCCCUGUCCUGGCGUUCCGCAGUUCGAGUUGGACAUUGAGCCCAAGGUGUUGAAGCCACCAGGCGGCGUGGAGGCCCCGAACGACAGCCAGGAGUUCCCCUUCCCGGAGCUGCCCUCCAAAGCGUGGCCGCAGGACGAGUAUGUCGUGGAGUACUCGCUGGAGUACGGCUUCCUGCGGCUGUCCCAGGCCACGCGACAGCGCCUCAGCAUCCCCGUCAUGGUGGUCACCCUGGACCCCUCGCGGGACCAGUGCUUCGGGGACCGCUUCAGCCGCCUGCUGCUGGCCGAGUUCCUGGGCUACGACGACGUCCUCAUGUCCAGCGUCAAGGGCCUGGCCGAGAACGAGGAGAACAAGGGCUUCCUGCGGAACGUGGUGUCCGGCGAGCACUACCGCUUCGUGAGCAUGUGGAUGGCUCGCACGUCCUACCUGGCCGCCUUCGUCAUCAUGGUCAUCUUC
Molecule: messenger RNA, 507 nt
Organism: Suricata suricatta (meerkat)
Lineage: Eukaryota; Metazoa; Chordata; Mammalia; Carnivora; Herpestidae
Product: membralin-like
Exons: 4
Biological process (GO): response to endoplasmic reticulum stress; positive regulation of ERAD pathway
Cellular component (GO): endoplasmic reticulum
Source: RefSeq, a predicted model, not a curated record